Paralichthys olivaceus (Japanese flounder) is the source of this 1675-nucleotide messenger RNA. It is a transcript of the gene pus1, whose product is annotated as pseudouridine synthase 1. Gene Ontology annotation, molecular function: pseudouridine synthase activity; RNA binding. NCBI's taxonomy places the organism in Eukaryota, Metazoa, Chordata, Actinopteri, Pleuronectiformes, Paralichthyidae. Gene Ontology annotation, biological process: mRNA pseudouridine synthesis; tRNA pseudouridine synthesis. The record is from RefSeq and is a predicted model, not a curated record. Gene Ontology annotation, cellular component: nucleus.
GGAAGUAUCGCGAGGUUUACAGGAGGGGUCAAAGUUAACACAUCCCUGUAGUGACCAUGUGUACCCACCACUGUGUACAACGCUUCAUUCGUAAAUAUCUAUGAAUGCGGUCACUAAGAGAAGUGUGCAGACGGACUUCACGUGGUGGAUUCAGUCCAUGAGUGCUGAAGUGAAUUCAUUGUGUUGUAGCUGAAUCUCCUGCGCUGCUUCGAUCGCUUCGUCUGAAACUCAUCGUGUAGCAGCAGGUUUUCUCAUGAUGGCUUGAUAACGUGACAUGUUGACAGUGCGACCAGUGUUCAGUGCCUUAGUUAAACACUCACUCACGACAAACACGAGAGGUGUUUCUCAUAUUCUGUGUCGCACGAUGACUGAAGCAUCAGAAGACGGAAACACAGCCAAGCUGCUGAAAAGAGCCAACGAGGAAAACGAAGACUCGGCUAAGAGGCUGCAGGCUGCAAAGAGAUUGAAAACAGAACAGGCUGAAGAUGAGAAGAAAUAUCCUAAGAAGAAAGUGGUGCUUCUCAUGGCGUACUCUGGAAAGGGCUACUAUGGCAUGCAGAGGAAUCCUGGAACCUCUGAGUUCAAGACCAUCGAAGGGGAUCUGGUCACCGCUCUCGUUAAAUCUGGCUGCAUUCCUGAAAACCACGGUGACGACAUGAAGAAGAUGUCUUUCCAAAGAUGUGCCAGAACAGAUAAGGGUGUGUCUGCUGCUGGACAAGUUGUGUCUCUAAAGCUGCGGCUGAUUGAGGACGUCAUUGAAAAAAUCAACGAGCAUCUUCCAAAACAGAUCAGAGUUCUUGGUCUUAAACGGGUCACCCAGGGUUUCAAUUCCAAAAACAACUGUGAUGGUCGUACUUACUCCUACAUGCUUCCAACAGUGGCCUUCUCCCCGAAAGACUCUGACACAGGGAACAUAGCAGCCUUUCGCUUGGAACCGGAGAAAAUUCAGAGGGUGAACCGUCUGUUUGCUCUGUACAAAGGCACCCAUAACUUCCACAACUUCACCUCCCAGAAGGCUCCUAACGACCCCAGCGCUCGCCGCUACAUCACAGAGAUGACCUGCGGGGAGCCUUUCAUCCGCAGCGACUCAGAGUUUGCAGUGAUCACUGUGCGAGGCCAGAGCUUUAUGAUGCACCAAAUCCGCAAGAUGAUCGGCCUGGUGAUUGCGAUAAUAAAGGGCUAUGCGACGGAGGAGGUGAUAGAGCGGAGCUGGGGACAGGAGAAGGUGGAUGUGCCCAAAGCUCCAGGACUGGGUCUGGUGCUAGAGAGGGUUCACUUUGACCGAUACAACAAACGCUUCGGAGGGGACGGGCUGCACGAGUGCUUAGAAUGGGACCGCGAGGAGGAAGUUAUCCAGGCUUUUAAGGAGGCUCACAUCUACCCCACCAUUGUUGAGACGGAGUCUCAGGAGGGCUCCAUGGUCAGCUGGAUGGCCACACUUCCUAUCCAUGACUUUGAAGGGACGGCUACUGGAACUCAAGACGCUAAGGACCAGAAACAGGACAAUGCAGAUGAAGAAAAUGACACAGAUUAGGUCACGCCUGCUGAAAGAAGAGGAAUUUCUCACCCAAAUAUUAUUUUUUUGUUUGCUUUAAAAGAUCUUCCAAGACUGAUGUUUUUUUUAGUGGCUUUAAAUUGAUCUUUUACAAAUGUUAUUAAACAUAUAAAAACCUGA